UAACUGUCAACAGUCGAUUGUGAUUGGCCCAAAAACAAUUUCGACGGCAAUCUUCAAAAAUUGUGAUCCGUAGAGGGGCGAAUAACCUGAUACGAGGCUAGCGAUACGUUUUCGUCAUCUCCCAUCCCCCACUCCCAGUUCCCAGUCGGACGAGGAAUUCAAUUCACGCGCAGCAGUCGAAGCUCGAAGGUCGCAGCCGCACUCCGCAGCCCCCAUACUUGUAUUGAUGCCUUACGUCGUGUAGCCUGGCUGUCUAGUACCUACCGUGUGUUUGUGAACAAGCCCAAAUGCUAGUGAAGCCUCGAAACUUGACGCCAUAAACUUGUCCCAUGCAAAACGGAAAUCAGAGAAUCGUCUACUAAAUUUGUUGGAGCGAAUAAGUCUAAAUGGCAGUAUUACCAGAAGAAGUAGUUGGAAAAGCAAAAAUGAAUCUACUUAGUUUUUUAACUACUGGCAAACUUCAAAUUACUAAACUUCCGAAGCCCACUACUGGUAGUUGUGAUGAGAAAAUUGAUGAGGAAUCAGCAAAAGGAAGAUUUGGAUGGUUUUCUAUAGAAAAAAUAGAUGUACCAUAUAUAACGCGAUUGGGAGAAAAUUAUUGUUCUGUCCGGAUGGUGGAAAAAGUAUUAAGAAAAUGGCUGAAUCAUUUACAUCAGGAUAUUUACAACUGUACAAACAUAAGAAGCUAUUAUAUUACCGAGAUUGAAGCCCAACUUUUUAAUGAAAUAAAUUUUAAACAUUGUGAUACUCAAUUUGGUAGAGAACUAUUUACAGCACGGGAUUUGAUAGUGAAACUGACUGAUGCAAACGAAUUUCACCAAUUUUUAGGAUAUUGCUACCAUAAGUUAGUCAAUACUAAAGUUUAUCUGCCCAACCGGUGUGGAUUUAUCCAAAUAAAUAAACAAUCUGUGGUGCCCUAUACUAUAUAUAAAAGCCAAAAAUGUCUACCACUUUUUUAUUUCGAAGGUGAAGUAGACCACCUUAAACCUCUUACAAAUAAAAUAGAAGGAUGGGAUCUUUCGUAUUUAAAGUUUUGUUGUAAAGUGCAAGGGAUAAGAAAUGAGCUAUUUGCACAUGAUUCUUGUUCAGUUAUAACUUUGAAUGAUAUCAAAAAAUACUUCCCUGCUGGAACAGUUUUUGAAGAUUACUGGCCCAAUAACACUUUAGAACUCUCCGAACUUUUGAUAAAAGGAAGAUCACGUUUACCACAAAAUGUCCUCUGGAGUAGGCCAGGUGCUUCACCAAUAAACACAGUUGCACGUCCAAGUUUUAAACAAGCAACACAAGUAGAAGCAGCAACCAAUCGACCAAUACAAUAAUUUCUAUAUUGGUUACUGGUGGUCAAUCUGCAUACCACAUCACUCAAUCCAAGGCAGCCAGAUCUACAAUUAGAAGUUAUCCAUGUUUCGCAACUAGACAGGCAAGACCUGCA
Molecule: messenger RNA, 1432 nt
Organism: Ceutorhynchus assimilis (cabbage seed weevil)
Lineage: Eukaryota; Metazoa; Arthropoda; Insecta; Coleoptera; Curculionidae
Source: the annotation of a GenBank genome assembly